This is a messenger RNA of Scaptodrosophila lebanonensis, 2854 nucleotides long. It is a transcript of the gene dpr15, whose product is annotated as mucin-5AC. NCBI's taxonomy places the organism in Eukaryota, Metazoa, Arthropoda, Insecta, Diptera, Drosophilidae. Gene Ontology annotation, biological process: synapse organization. Gene Ontology annotation, cellular component: neuron projection membrane. The record is from RefSeq and is a predicted model, not a curated record. The transcript is spliced from 6 exons. The coding region runs from base 18 to 2708 and encodes 896 amino acids.
AUUUGCUUAGCAAUUUAAUGGAGUUUACCAACAUGCGCUCGCAGCCGAGCAUGAUCAUCGUCCUGCCGCUGGUCCUGCUCGUCUUCAUGCCCGGUUCCAAAUACACGAGUGCCGUCAGCGAAGCGUCGACAGCAACGACUUUAGGGACAGCAACAGCAACAACAACAGUAACAACAACAACGGCAAGCGACCAAAUACCAACAACAUCAAUUGACAAUGUGGGGGGAGCGGGAGAGGCGGCGGAAUUGGCGGCAGUCAAAUCGUCAAUAUUAAAGAGCAACACAACAAAUGACAAAACAUUUCUAAGGACUCAAUCAAAGAGAGCAGCAACAGCAACAGCAACAGCAACAACAACAUCAGGAACAGCAGCAUCGUUGACAGGGGCAGCAAAAUCGCUCGCAUUAAUUUCGGCGUCAACGCAAAUUACAAAAGCAAAUUCGCCAGCGCAUACAAAUGGUGGCGACUAUGCGGCAGCAACGCAUACAAAUGUGAGCUUCAGUUCGGCAGAGGCAACAGCAACAACAAAAGCGACGUCAUUUAGCAAAAGGAAGGCAGCGGAGGCGGAAGAGGCGUUGGCAUUGGCGUUGGUGGCGCCUCAAGCAACGGAUGAGAAAGCGUUGACAAAAGAGCCAACGGUUGCAAUCUUCCAAACGCUUGCAGCAUUAACAGCAGCCGCCACUCACAGCGAUGAUAAAAAUACUCCCAGCAGCCACCGCAACAAUAAUAGUAACAAUACCAAUGACAACAACAAUGCCAUCAUUAAUAACAUUAGCAACAAUGGCAACAGCAUUGGUGGUCAGUGGUCAGGAAAAGGAACAGCAACAACAGCAGCGCCAAUGCCAGUGCCAGUGCCAGUGCCCCUGUCAGUUGUCACUGCAGCCCUGGAAGCAAAUCUUAUUAUGAGCAAUAGAAAUGUGGAGGAGCAUGAAUUGAAAUUGGAAGAGCAGAGCUACAGAAUAACGCAGGACAACGUUAACGCAUUGCCAUUGUCCUCAGCCUCAUCAUCAUCCUCCACAGAAGCUUCAUCCGCAAAGUCCCUAACAACAACAGCCGCAUCAGCAGCAGCAGCACCAACGACCACAACAACAACAUCAGCAGCGCCAACAACAACGACCACAUUGCGCACCACACGCCGGACCCCACCAACAACAACACUGAAGCCGCCACCAACAAUAGAUGAUUAUCAGACAAUAAUUAGCCAGGCAGGCACCCAUGCCUAUUUACCUUGCAAUGUCAAGCAGCUGGUGAAGAAGCCAAUAUCUUGGCUGCGCAUGCGAGACGGCCAUAUCCUUACCGUGGACCAGACCACCUUCAUUGCCGACCAGCGCUUUCAGUCUGUCUUCUCACCAAAUCCGGAGCGCUGGUCGCUGCAGAUCAAGUAUGUGCAGCUGAAGGACGAGGGUACCUAUGAGUGUCAGGUAUCUACCGAGCCCAAGGCCAGCGCCAUUGUCCACCUGCGUAUUGUGGAACCUAAAACUGAAUUAAUUGGGGAGUCAACGCGUCACGUGAAGGCCGGAAGUGAAGUGAAAUUGCGCUGCAUAAUUAGCCAGGCCUUGGAACCACCACUUUUCAUUAAUUGGUUUUACAAUCAGAAGCAAAUCUAUUUGCAUAAUCGUCGCGGCUGGCGCACGGAAAUUGAACGCAUCGAUCUGCCGACGGAAGCGCCUGCAACCGAAGCAGCGGCGACGCUCGAUGCUGCAUCCUUAAAUGGUAUAGCGGCCAUUACGCGUUCAUAUAUAUUAGAUGCGAUAUCGGUGAAUGAUGGAACAGUCCUGGCCGGAUACAUGCUGGCAACGUCAUCAUCGACAACAACAACAACUGCAGCAGCAGCUGCUGCUGCUACGCUGACAUCAGCAGCGACCCUGACGACAACGACGGCGCUCGAUGGAGUUACGAUGCCGGAGGAUGCAGCCUCGACAGCAACAGCUACAACAACAACAACAACAACUGUAGAUGCCGCAUCACCAACAUCUGCGACAAGUGCGUCGUCGUCUUCAACAGCAGCAAUCACUGCAACAACAACAACUACUACUACAACAACAACUACCACUACGACGCAGCCCACCACAUCGACAACAACAAUGCUGCCAAGCAGCAGUUUCAUUAAACAGAUAACGACGGCCUCACUCAUCAUACCAGCUGUGGUUAAACAGGAUUCGGGCAAUUACACGUGCAGCCCCUCCAAUAGCGCCCCUCGCACCAUCGUCCUUCAUGUGCUGAACGGUGAAUAUUCCGCAUCGGCCAUAAAAUCCGCGGGUGUCAGCUGGAAAGUGCUAAUUGGCAGUCGUGGCCAUUCACAGUGGCGCAGUGUUACAACAAUUUUGGCACUGCUGUGGAUUAUUAAAUUUGCGCUCGCAAGAAAUCUAACCCAUUGCCUUCGCAAUCGCAAUAGCAACAACAAAGUCAACAAACCACCAGCGCAGCCGCAGGAGUCAACAGCAACAACAACAACAAUGGCUGCGGCGAAGCCGCGGGCGUUGGCAAAGCGAUUUUCAUGCACAGGCGCCACUAAAUCGGCAACAGGAUGCCGAAGCGUCAGAAGCAGCAACAUCAGCAGCACCACAGGGUCACAGACGAGGAACCACACCCACACCCACACCCAUACCCUCAUCUACACCCAUGCCCACAGGCUGGGCCGAACCGCCGGCAGCUGCGGCCACGUCAACAGCUCAAUUAGUGGCACCAAAGUGGCUGAGGAUAAAACUUGAGUGCCCACCUCUCCGAUCAUCCCUAGAGAGUGGCGUCCAAGCGGGUGUUGUGGCCAAAAAUGGAAUUUUUAUGUGAGCGAUUCUGUUUAGAUUAUGAUUAGAUUUUUACUCGAUAAAAAUAUAAAAAAAAAAACCGAAUGAAAGAC